Molecule: messenger RNA, 1659 nt
Organism: Telopea speciosissima
Lineage: Eukaryota; Viridiplantae; Streptophyta; Magnoliopsida; Proteales; Proteaceae
Product: probable amidase At4g34880
Exons: 5
Coding region: 1-1560 (519 amino acids)
Source: RefSeq, a predicted model, not a curated record
AUGGCGUCUCAUGCUCACCACCCAAUUCUCCCAUGCGCGUUUUUAUUAGUGAUUAUCUGUUGUUCUUUUGGCGUCAAUGUCUCAGGCGCCACCAAUUUCUCUAUCGCUGAAGCAACAGUGGCAGAGCUGCAGGCGGCUUUCAAGCAGAACAUUCUCAACUCUACAACACUUGUCGAAUACUAUCUCUCCCAGAUCCUUUCUCUAAACUCAAAGAUUCGGGGAUUGAUUGAGGUGAACCCAGAUUUGCUCUACCUGGCUCAGCUUGCCGACGAGCAACGGAAGGCUGGGGUUCCACCAUCUGGGACAGGGUUGCAUGGCAUCCCAGUACUGCUCAAGGACAACAUAUCCACUCAGGAUAAGCUCAACACCACUGCUGGCUCCUUUGCAUUGCUUGGUUCUGUCGUCCCUCGUGAUGCCGGUGUGGCGAAAAAGUUGAGAGCCGCCGGUGCCAUCAUACUGGGAAAGGCCGCACUUAGCGAGUGGGCUCAUUACCGUUCUGCUAAUGGACCCAAUGGUUGGAGCGCUCGAGGUGGUCAAGUACUGAAUCCAUAUGUAAUGUCGGCCGAUCCAUGUGGGUCAAGCACCGGAUCAGCAAUAUCAGUGGCAACAAAUAUGGCGGCAGUAUCACUAGGAACAGAGACAGACGGUUCAAUCCUCUGCCCAGCCUAUUCAAACUCAGUUGUUGGAAUCAAACCCACUCUUGGACUCACUAGCCGAGCUGGGGUUGUUCCCAUUAGUCCCAGGCAGGACACAGUGGGGCCAAUCUGCCGCACAGUGUCAGAUGCAGCAUAUGUACUAGAUGCAAUUGCAGGCUAUGACCCUUACGACACCGCAACUUCAACUGCAUCAGAAUUCAUUCCUCCCGGUGGAUAUGUGCAAUUCUUGAAUGCAAGUGGACUUAAAGGGAAGAGACUGGGAAUAGUAAGAAACCCAUUCUUCAACUUCACCACUGCCACCUCUUACAUGACUCAAGCUUUCCAAAUGCAUUUCCAAACCCUAAGCCAAUUUGGUGCAAUUUUGGUGGACAAUUUGCAAAUAGCCAACAUUAGUGCGAUAUUGAAUUCAAGUCAAAGUGGUGAAUCAUAUGCAUUGUCGGCCGAGUUUAAGAUCGCCUUGAAUAAUUACUUAUCAGGGUUGGUUGCUUCUCCAAUCAGAACACUCGCAGAUGCAAUAGCCUUCAACAAUAACUACUCUACCUUGGAAAUGAUUCCACAAUACGGCCAAUCCCUCUUUUUAUUAGCUGAGAAUUCUACAGGUACUAGUGAUCCUUUAUAUAAAGCGGCACUAGCAAAUAUGCUGAGCUUGACAGAAAAUGGGUUUGUGAAGCUAAUGAUGGAUAAUAAUUUGGAUGCAUUAAUUACUCCCAACUCUGGUGUUACUCCAAUGCUAGCAAUUGGGGGAUUUCCAGGAAUUAGUGUUCCAGCAGGGUAUGCACCAAAUGGGGCACCAUUUGGUAUCUGUUUUAGUGGGUUGCAAGGUUAUGAGCCAAGGUUGAUUGAGAUUUCUUAUGGCUUUGAACAAGCUACAAAGAUUAGGAAGCCUCCAUCAUUCCUUGUGUGAGAUUUCUUCUAAAGGAGCACUCUCUUUUUAAUAAUGAUGGAUAUAUAGAUUCGAUUUGUAAUGGAUAUAUAGUGGGUUGCAGGGUUAUUGAGUAUAAUG